GCAGGUUAGCGUUUAUCGUGCCGGUUUGGUACCCACCGUUGCGCUUUUUUUUUUUUUUUUUUUUUUUUUUUUUCCCCCUUCGUCGUUCACGCGAGGCAUUAUAUAAAUUGUUUAUUAUAAUUAUUCUAUUUUAUUAUGUUAAAAAUCGUUUUUGUUUUUUCUGUUGGAGGUUUUGAACGACACUGCAGUGGGUGGACUUCGUGGAUGUGUUUUGGGGAUUAUGGUUGUGCUUUGGGUCACCAAUGAGCUCAUCGUUGCAUCUGUUUAUUGGGUUCUCUUUGGGAGUGCUAUCUAUAGUCUUCAUACAAGUUUAGCACAUUUUGCGGGGCGGUUUUCAGGGUAGUUUUGCGAGCUAUGCGACAGCUUAGGGGUGUGUUUAUGUUCUUAUAUGUCUUGGGUCUGCUCGUCAGUGGAGGAUAAUGUUUGGUUGCUAGCUGUCGAUCAAGCGCCGAUCUUCAAGGGUGAGAUUGCAUCCGGGAUUGCUUGGAGAGUGUUGCAGAGAAGGGUGUAGAGAUGAGGAGAGGCGGGGCGUUCAGCUGUGGUGGAACGUCGAGCAACUCCAAUUGCGGAGCGCCAGUGUCAUCUCCGACCUCAAGGAGCACCACAAAGGUGCCUCAAAGUCCAACGUCUGCGCUUGGGUCUCUGAGCUUGGUGGACAAGGAUGGGAGUCAAGAGUUUGCAUCCACAACCACAUUCGUACAAGUGGACACAUCGAGCUUCAGAGAGCUUGUGCAGAAGUUGACCGGAGCAUCUGAUUCAGAUGUAGAGAAGCUCCCGAUUACCUUACCUUCGCGCCAAGCUUCCCGAGGAGGAGGUGACAGCAACGCGCUCAAGAUGGAUGGCACGUACGGUGGUCUUAUACCCAAGCCUGUGGGUGACUUGAGCGCACGAAGGCCUGCAUUUAAGCUGCAUGAAAGACGACAGUCCAAUAUGAGAAAGUUGGACGUGAAGGGGCUGGGUGCCGCAGCUGCAUUUCGAAGAGGCGUUGCCGGUUAUGGUGGUGGUUCACCCACUCCAGACCUUUCGCCGAAAUUUCCUUCCUGCAUUGCCAGUCCUGUGACUCCCCUAACCAAAGACGUAUUCGAAAGUUCGCAUGCUCCAACUACACCAACUUCUUACGAGGGACAACCUUGCGUUCGACCAAGGGAAGAAGAAGUUAGACUCGACCGUGACCCUAUUUUCUAUUUGCAACCUGCUCCUGAACGGCCUCGACAACAGCCUGAGCUGUUAACGCUCUUCCCCUUGACAUCUCCUCGCGUUUCGGACGCCUCAUGACACCAUUUCUCUCAUGCGCUAGGGGAUUGAAGUUCACUCCUUGUAUGGAUGUCUCCAGAAACUUUCAUGUAGGCCUUUUCGUUCCGUCCAGCAGGUAUGAUUUCAAUGCGUGAGGGUCUUUCAUCCCUUCAGCAAACAAUCAUCUCUGUACAUGUGGAUGCAUCAGUGACAUCAUCGGAUUCGGGUACGAUAUGCGUUUCAGGACUUCCUGUGAAGGUGGGGCAUGGUAGAGGGAUGUGCACACAUUCUCCACUCAGCCCCUGCAUGGUAAUGUGGUCGGGAGAUGGUUCACACUAUUACUGAGAUGUCUAUGCAGACAUGCUGAGCUUGCCGACCAUAGUCCUGUAUGGUGUGGCAUCACCUUUCUUCUGUCGCCUGAAUAACACCCUCUGUCGGCAGUGAAUGCCGCAUUUUGGCAAUGAUGCUGUCUAUGUACCUCGAGGACUUCGAAGGGCUGGCAAGGCUUCUGAAGUCCCCUGGCGGGUUUUUCAAUGCAUGUGCGUGAGGGAUCGAAAGUUUGCCGGUCACUUCAAAUUUGGAGUUCAGAUAUAAACUCUUUUCUUUUUGUGAGGAAUCACGUUGAAAUGUUAUAAGUAUGCAGGGGUGUCAUCUUUUCUUCAAAGGUGCCGCAUGUAAUGUCGUACCUUACAAGAAUACUAGUUGGGGUUGUGAGGCCGCAUCAUUCUCCAACAGACUCUGCAGUACCCAUGGACGAUUGUGGAAAUCAGUUGAUGAAGCGCAGGUGUCCCUCCCUUAUGAUGUGUGGUGAUUGUACGGGAAAGGAAAGACUUUGUGUAGGUUGUCUUUGUACAUACGUGGUAGUUGUCUCUCUUGUACUGCUGCAUGUUACAGCCUCUACAGACCCUUUGCUCAGGGGCUUUUGACAAAAAUCAUGAACAUGGUUGCCUCGCUCGUCAGAAUCCCCUGGUCAUGGGGCCGGGCUGUGCGUUUUUUUAGAAUCGUUUUGGACAGCUUAGCGUGUUUUCUUUUUAAGUAAUCAGAAAGAGAUGUACUUUCAGCGGUGACUGCCGAGUCACAGACAAUCAGUGAAGCAUAUUUUUGAUAUUGACUAGUCA
Physcomitrium patens is the source of this 2351-nucleotide messenger RNA. RefSeq names its product VQ motif-containing protein 31. The record is from RefSeq and is a predicted model, not a curated record. NCBI's taxonomy places the organism in Eukaryota, Viridiplantae, Streptophyta, Bryopsida, Funariales, Funariaceae.